This is a messenger RNA of Haemonchus placei, 1824 nucleotides long. The record is from the annotation of a GenBank genome assembly. NCBI's taxonomy places the organism in Eukaryota, Metazoa, Nematoda, Chromadorea, Rhabditida, Trichostrongylidae.
AUGCAAAAUCGUUACAGUACUUCCAUAUCUUUACAACGAGAACGUCGGCUUUAUAUUCAAAUGCUCGGACUGUUCAUUGGAUUCACUAUGUUCCUGGUCUACCAUAUUAUGCAAUUCAUAUAUUCGCUCAACUCAAAUGAUGGUCCGAUAUUCACCAUGAGAAUCGUGUUCCCUUUGGUCAGCGUGUUUUUCUCAUAUGUCAACGCAUGGAUGAUAUUAUUUUUCAACGAUGAUAUACGAGCGAAAAUCUUUGUCCUCAUAGGACUUCGGAAGCAAAAAGUAAAGCUUUUUAACAACUCAUACCGUUGGGUAUCGGUUAUUCUACAAUGGACCGUUCCAAUGCUCUAUUCAAUUCCACUUCUUCUAUUCAGCGAUGCAACUUUCAAGGGCUUAGAAAAUAUGGAAGUAUUAGUUCAACAUAAAGACAUCACGAUAGCCACCUCGAUGACUGCCGUUUUCGUCACAACGACAUUUACACUGUGCAGCUUUUGUUAUGUGAAUAUUCUACGAUUUUUAAUAAGAAAUCGCUUUGCCCUCAGCCAAGCUUUAAAACGUGAACGACGCCUGUAUGCACAAAUGAUGGGACUUUUUGUUGGUUUUGUACUUCUGUUCAUUUUUUACGCUCUAAUAUUCAGCUUUUCACUCAAUGCUGAUGUGAGCGAGAACACUCCUAUAUUCACAAUGAGGAUGAUAUUUCCACUGGUCAACUGUUUCUUUUCUUAUAUAAACCCAUGGAUGAUGCUGAUUCUUAACGUUGACAUCAGAAGAAAAGUCCUGACUACGGUAGGACAGGUGGCUGCAUGUGAGCUUUUUAACAACUCAUACCGUUGGAUAUCGGUUAUUGUGCAAUGGACCGUUCCAAUGCUCUAUUCAAUUCCACUUCUUCUAUUCAGCGAUGCAACUUUCAAGGGCUUAGAAAAUAUGGAAGUAUUAGUUCAACAUAAAGACAUCACGAUUUUCUUGGGACACCUGAUGGCAUUGUCAUGGUCGCAAUGGAUUUUUGUCGUAGUCAAUAUUGUAUCACUACCACUUUAUCUUCUAAUUAUUACAGGCAUAGUGGACAUCUCAGUAAUGGCAAGCUAUUUUGUAUUUGGAGUCCUGCGAUCAUCAGAGUUGUUCAAUUCAAUCUUUUGGACGUAUCAAUAUCACUAUGUAGCAUCGUGGUGCUUCAAUCAAACCUACGUAUUGGCUUUUAUACGAUGUUUCGGUGUACUGCUGAUGUCAUUUCAACGAUACAUUUCUCUUUGUAAAAAUGGUCGUCCUAUUGAGCAGAUCGUGAACGUCUCCCAUCGAUGGACUCUGCCACUUCUGCAUUGGCUGCUUCCAUUUGCCUAUUCGAUUCCGCUUCUUAUACUGAGUAAUGCAACGUUCAAAGACGAAAAGAAUCUCGAAGUAGCCACCUCAAUGGCAGCUAUUUUCGUCUCCAUAUCGUUCAUACUCUGCGCAUCAUGCUAUGGAGCCAUACUGAGAUUCUUGAUUGUCAAUCGAUACAGCAGUAGUGUGGCUGUGAAACGAGAACGUCGUCUUUAUGUCCAAAUGUUGGGAUUAUUUGUGGCUUUCAUACUUUUACUUGUCUUCAAUAUUAUGCAGUUUAGAUUUUCGCUUUACUCGAAUGAUGGUCCAAUAUUCACGAUGAGGAUGGUUUUCCCUGUAAUCAGCUGCUUCUUUUCGUACAUUAAUGUAUGGAUGAUGCUGAUUUUGAACGACGAUAUGAGACGAAAAAUUCUGGCUCUGUUGGGUGUCCGAGAUGAGAGUGUUCAGAGCUCUUUCAACAGAUCUACGUCAACGAAGGUGGUCCCAAUGGGCAAAGCCAACCGAUUCUAA